Messenger RNA from Didymodactylos carnosus, 777 nucleotides. The record is from the annotation of a GenBank genome assembly. NCBI's taxonomy places the organism in Eukaryota, Metazoa, Rotifera, Eurotatoria, Philodinida, Philodinidae.
AUGACUGAAACGUCGAAUGGUGCUAAUAAUACAAACGUUGGCAUUAAUGUUCUUCUCAAUCGAACAGCUGGCAUCGCAGAGUUGGCACUCAAUGUUGCUCAUCUAGCUGAAAAACAUGUCGAAUAUCUUCCAUAUCCCGAUAAAGAAUUUGAUGAUCCAAAUGUAGAUCAUUCAUAUCAAAUAGACAAUAAAUUUUCUAUUGCACAUGCUUAUGAUCGUGAUGUUCGAUCAUUUAUGCCAAAUGUACGUGUUUAUGUUAAAUCAAUCGAUGCUGAACGUUUAUAUUCACACGUUACACAAUUUCUAAAUCCAUGGUUAUAUACAAUUGUUGUUGCACAUGGACCAUUUGAAUGGACGAUUAAAAAACGAUAUAAACAUUUUAGUGAAUUACAUAAAAUAUUAGUCAAAUUUGUCGAAGAUGAAACAAAACGAUCUACUGCUAGUCUAAAUAAUUAUUGUGUUGAAAUUAUGAUGAUGGAUGAUGUUGUGUUCUAUAGUUUCUCUCAAAUAAAUUUACAUCCCUCCUACCUUUUUCUCUCGCCACGCCUAACGCAAGAUCAAGAUACAGAUCGACCUUGUUUUCCUACUCGAAAUGACCGUUUUGCAUUGAUUAACGACCAUUUAAUAAAAUCUCGCUGUGUAAGUGAAUUCUGUAUUCCAAGUUUUAAAGAAAGUUUCAUGAAAAAACGACCACAUGAUGAUUAUCGAGGACGAAGUCUGUUUCAACGAAUACCAUUUUGUUUUGAUACAUGUAAAUUUUAUCAUGGAAAAAGGUAA